AGUAAUAACUGCAAAGCAUUUCGAACUCCGCCGCCAGCCGCCAGCCUCCGCCAGCGCUGCCUUCUCCCUCAGCAUACCACUUUACUUGCAAAAAUAAAGCAACUCACUGUUUGGUAUGUUUAUAGCCAGAUCAGUUGGGCAACUUUGGCAUCAACUUCAAUAAACAUAAACAGUUCAAUGAGUGUUGUUUUGCGCACCAGACCUCUUCGCGCUACCGUCUCGCAUGAAAAAAAUCAAAAAGUUUAACCUAAGUCGACUCGAUACACUUAACUGCGGUGACUUCUGUUGAGUCAAAACCACAUUACCUUCUUUUGAUUGCCAAAAAUAAAACAACAAAAUAUCAAAGACUCUAAGCCUAGCCUCCGCUACGCUCCGUCAUUUGUGUUUAGCUUUUCCGCGUUCGAAUAAGCAUUAACAGCAGCGCAGGCACACACCGAGAAAGGUCAAUGAAAUCUUGAAUCUUGAUCUUACCAAAGAAAAUGAAAGUGAACCUAAGUGUGAUAUGGGUGUGUUCAUUGAGUGUAGUAUUUUUGUGUAUUUUUGAAUUCGGAAGUACGGCAAAGACAUCUGUUGGCCGACCACCUACGUCAUCUACAACAGCAACAACGCCUGUCCAUCAUUCAAGAAGCAGCCGAAAGCAACCAAAAACCUCGAACAACGCUAACCCAACCGUGGGCAUAGUUAGACGAAAUAUCGGUUCAAGUAGAACUACUGGAGUCAGUAGGCCAUCAACACCAAAGCCAUCUCGAGAAGUCUCUGGUGGUUCAUUCCCAAAAUCUAUUCGACAACUGGAUAUUCCAACAGAACGCCGGAAGACAACAAAUCCAAAAAAAUACACAACCGAAGGAAAAUUAACAUUUCUUGAGAGUACCGUUGCAGGUCCGACAAAAGUAGAUUUUCCAAAGCCUACAUUUUCUAUUCCCGAAAAACGAUCAACUAAAAACUCAAGGAAUUCGAAUAAACUCGCAUGCCCACGUGAAAAUGAAGUAAAAUUUGAUUUAUUUCCACGAAAAUGUGAGAGAAAUAAAGAUUGCAAUUCAAGGACCUCCAAUGAGAUAUGUUGCAGCAUCUUUGGUGCUAAAAGUUGUGUUGGUGGUUUACCAAAACCUCUGGAAGAAUCUACACAUAGCCCUAUUUUUGGUAUUAUUCCUAGACACUGCCCACAAAGGCCAUUAGCAGAACUGUGGUGGGAAGUUAAGACAUGCGAAACAGAUAUGGACUGUUGGCCACGAGUGUGCUGUCCCGAUGGCCAAAGAAGAUAUUGCAGAUCAUCAAAGCCUGAAUUGGAUAUUGUUCCAGUUCCAGUGAAGAGAUCUAUUAACUAUCUAUCAGAGUAUUUAGAGUGUACUCCUGCACCACCGCCUAUUUUUGAUCUCCAUCCAAAGCCAUGUAAUUCAACAAUAGAUUGUUUUCCUAAUGUUUGCUGCCAAGAAGCUGGUAAAAAACAUUGUCGUCCGCCAAAGAAAUCUGUGUUAACUUUUAUGGCAAACUUUUUGAAUCUUGGUCUAGUUAAAAGGUUAACAAAAAAUCUAGUUAUUAAAUGAGUUCUUUGGAAUUUGUACUUUUCUAAAGACAAUGUGAUAAAAGUUUGUUUUGUAUAAAUUAAAAAUUAUUAUUAUUAUUAUAUAUUUGUUUUGUUAAAUAAAAUAUUUUAGUUCUUUUUUAUAUUUAA
Molecule: messenger RNA, 1672 nt
Organism: Eupeodes corollae
Lineage: Eukaryota; Metazoa; Arthropoda; Insecta; Diptera; Syrphidae
Exons: 4
Coding region: 480-1544 (354 amino acids)
Source: RefSeq, a predicted model, not a curated record